AUGGUGUCUCAACGGUUCAUAUUUGGCUUGAUAAGCCUUCAUCUGAUGAUGGGUUGCACUGGUGGUAACGAGAUGUGUAAGGCCUCCAUUGGGCAUGGAUGGGCGUGUCCUCCUACGUGGUACCAGUGGGGACGCAAAUGCUACAAAGCCAUGAUCACUGAGCGCAUGACAUGGUCCGAGGCAAAAGAGGAGUGCAUCAAGAAGGGAAGCGUCUUGGUCGUGCCACAUUCUCAUGAAGAAACGGAUUUCCUAAUGCGCCUAGUGCCAGAGAAUUCCAAGAUUUGGAUUAAUUGCAAUGAUCUUGAGGAAGAAGGUACUUGGAAGUGUCAGGACGGUACUGAUGAGGAAGAGUACAGGAAUUGGUCGCAAGGAGAGCCUGAUAACUUGCGAGGUAUUUGGAAGUGUCAGGAUGGUAAUGAUGAGGUGGUGUACAGGAAUUGGUCGCCAGGGGAACCUAUUUACAUGAGAGGAUUUGAACCCGUAACCAGAACAUCUCACAUACAUCCUGACCACACCAAACAUUCCAAGGACAAGAUGAAGCUCAAGACACAUCCAACUAAACUCCAUUCAACAAUGAAAUAA
Messenger RNA from Patiria miniata (bat star), 582 nucleotides. Its product is annotated as snaclec convulxin subunit beta-like. The coding region runs from base 1 to 582 and encodes 193 amino acids. NCBI's taxonomy places the organism in Eukaryota, Metazoa, Echinodermata, Asteroidea, Valvatida, Asterinidae. The transcript is spliced from 4 exons. The record is from RefSeq and is a predicted model, not a curated record.